CAAAGAUACUCACGUCAUAGAUCUCGAUCUCCAAAGAUCUGACACCAACCACGGUUCUUGGCUUGCCGCUGAUUCAUUGCUAGAGCUCAAUGCAUUACAGUUGCCACCGAUAGACACAAACUACAAGCUUUCUAAAGCAAGUUUUAGUUGACCAUCAUGAAGCUCGGAGCAUUCCUUAUCUCGUCGGCAGCGGCAUUGGCAGUGUCAGAUGCUUUUUCCCCCGUCCAACAAUCCGUCCGAAACAGCAAUGUUGUCCAGUUGCGAAGCAGCAAACAAUCGGAAGAUUCCUGGCAAAAUCAAGUUGGCAAAAUACUGGCCACUGGUCUAGUGACCGCAUCUCUUUGGGCGGCACCUGCAACAACAAUACUGCAACAUAAUCCUUAUUUUGACCAACUGACUUCGUCGUCGGUGGCCAAUGCGAAACAAAUGGCUUCGGCGUCAGGAUCCCGAGUCAACAAGGACCCAGAAUCACUCCUUCGAUAUGGGCUUCCCAUCAACAGCAAAGAGGCUCGAAAGCUGCAGGGAGAAAUUGAAGCUAUUAAACAAGAUGUGGGAACGAAACGAAAAGCUGCUGCUCUUGACCAUGUCAGGACUGCGAAGCGCAUGCUGAAUGAUGCUAACCUGAUCAAAGCAUGCCGAGACGGCAAGAUUUGUACCUCCAUUGUCGAAAAAAUGAGCACUGAAAUUGAGCCCAUUUCUGCAGCACUGAAAGAUUCCAUGGAAACUCUUAAUGGGUCCGAGCAAGAACGCCAAGCUCUGGACAAGGCAUACGUUAGCCAAGACAGACUGUCAAAGCUGCUGACAUCCUUAGAAGAGCAAAUGAUACCAGAAAACUAUGAGGUCAAGGUGCCUAGUGCCUAUGAUGAUUUGCCUCAACUAAAGAAGCGGGCAACUGUGGAAAUGGUAUUCAAAAAGCCCAAUAAUGAACCCUUCGAUGUGAAUGGCCAAAACUACAAAGAAGCAAAGAUGAAAAUGGUGAUUGAUGGGUACACUUCUCCUGUGACGGGAGGAAACUUUGUGGAUUUGGUGCUAAAGGGGUUCUACAACAAUAUGGAGAUCCAAAGAUCUGAUGGCUUUGUCGUUCAAACAGGCGAUCCUGCAGGAGAGGCUGAUGGGUAUGUCGGAACCGCUGGAAAAGCUCUUGGUGCUGGCAAGCACGGUGAACGUUUAAUCCCGUUGGAGAUCUUUGUGGUUGAUGACAAGGCACCAACCUACGAAGUAUCAAUCGAAGAAGAUGGACGAGGUGGGCAGGCUACCGUGCUUCCUUUCUCAGCAUAUGGUGCCAUGGGAUGGGCUCGAGAGGAGUAUGAUCCCAACAGUGGCAGCUCUCAAUUCUUUUGGCUCCUUUUCGAUUCUGAUUUGACCCCCGCGGGCAAGAAUGUCUUGGAUGGAAACUAUCCAUGCUUUGGGUAUGUUGUCGAGGGAGAAGAUUUCUUGCGUGAUAUCAAGGAAGGUGACACGAUCGUGUCCGCAAAGGUCACAGAAGGCAAAGAAAAUCUGGUCCAGCCGAAGUGAGCUAGCUACUAAUGUCAACUAGAGCAACUAAUUUCAAGUAGACUGUCGCUCAGUCUCCUCCUUGUAACACGUAUC
Seminavis robusta is the source of this 1590-nucleotide messenger RNA. Lineage: Eukaryota; Bacillariophyta; Bacillariophyceae; Naviculales; Naviculaceae. The record is from the annotation of a GenBank genome assembly.